Messenger RNA from Gekko japonicus, 2285 nucleotides. It is a transcript of the gene MAG, whose product is annotated as myelin associated glycoprotein. The transcript has 9 exons. The record is from RefSeq and is a predicted model, not a curated record. Bases 1 to 1878 code for a protein of 625 amino acids. NCBI's taxonomy places the organism in Eukaryota, Metazoa, Chordata, Lepidosauria, Squamata, Gekkonidae.
AUGAAGUUCUUUUACAAGACUCUCCCGGUCUUCUGGAUGCUACUGAAAGGGGUUCUACCUGGGCCGUGGAGUGCCUGGAUGCCAGAGAACAUUCCUGCCUUCGAGGGCACCUGCGUGGUCAUCCCCUGCCGCUUCAACUACCCUGAAGAGCUGCGCCCAUCGGUCGUGCACGGCAUCUGGUACUUCAACAGCCCUUACCCCAAAAACUACCCUCCGGUGGUCUACAAGUCUCGCACCAACAUUGUCCACGAGAGCUACCUCGGGCGCACCCGGCUGCUGGGAGACUUGAACACUCGCAACUGCACUCUGCAGAUCACCCGCCUCAGCCCGGAGCUGACUGGCAAAUAUUACUUCCGUGGGGACCUGGGCGGCUACAAUCAGUACACCUACUCGGAGCACUGCAACCUCGAGAUUAUCAACAAACCCACCAUUGUGACCCCACCAGAAGUGGUGGAAGGAUCAGAGGUGGAGCUGCGUUGUGUGGUGCCCGAUAACUGCCCUGAGAUGAAGCCCAUCAUCUCGUGGACAAACCACGAGGGUUUGUCUCAGUACUCGGUCUACGGGCAGGUGGAAGAGGAGGGCAGCACCUGGUCCCUCAUUUCCAUGCUCAAGUUCCUACCUUCGCGUGAGAACAACCAUCAGGAGUUGGGCUGCAAGGUCAACUAUGUCAACACCACCUUCGAGUUUGAUGCUGUCUCCAUCCUGGAUGUCAAAUACAUACCCCGAAUCGUGCAAGCAAAUUCCUCUGCAGAGGUAAUACAGGGCUCGCCAGUGGUACUGGUGUGUGCCGUGGACAGCAAUCCCCUGGCCCUGAUCUCGUGGCUCAGGGAAGACGACCUUCUGUAUGAAGAGGUUGGCGGGAGCCUCACGCUGCGUCUGGAAAAUGUAACCUACCUGCAAGACGGCAUCUACACUUGUGUGGCUGAGAACAUCUACGGGAAGGAGAACCAUACGCUGGCCUUGACCGUGAUGUAUGCACCUUGGAAGCCCAUAGUGAACGUGUCGGUGAUAGCAGUCGAGGGAGAUCCUGUGACCAUCCUGUGCAGCACGCAGAGCAACCCUGAACCCAUCAUCACCAUCUUCAAGGAGAAGAAGGUCAUGAAGACCGUGGUCUACAGUAGCCAGCUGGCCCUGGAGUUCUCAUCCGUGACGCACGAGGAUGACGGCGAAUACUGGUGCAUCGCCGAGAACCAGUUUGGCCAAAGCGGCAGUGCCUUCAACCUGACCAUUGAAUUUGCCCCCCUCAUCCUCCCGGAAUCCAAGUGCACGGCCGCACGGGACACGGUGCAGUGCAUCUGUGCGGCGAAAUCAAACCCAGAGGCCGUGAUCGUCUUCAAGCUGCCCACCCGCAACGUGACAGUGAACGAGACCGACCGGGAGUUUGUGUACUCUCAGAGAACCGGCUACACCAUCACCAGCAUCCUCACCCUGCGGGGGGAAGUGGACUCUCAGCUGUACAUCGUCUGCUCCGCCAGGAACCUCUACGGCACCAAGGACCAGCAGCUCCAAUUCCACCACUCCAACAGUCUGAUGUGGGCAAAAGUCGGACCGGUGGGAGCAGUUGUAGCUUUCGCGAUCCUCAUAGCCGUAGUGUGUUACGUCAGCCAGACCAGGAAAAAAAAGCAUGUGACGUCAGAGUCAGGUGACAGGAAGAGGAGGAGCCGGGGUUGUUGCAUCUUCCACAUCUGUAAUGUGACUGUGAUAACAGCUGCCUUGGUUUAUUACGGGCGCCACCCAGGAAGCGACAAACGGCUCUUGAACAAGCGUGAGGACCUGGGCAUUGACUACGCCAACAUAGACUUCACCAAACUGUCCACCAAGGAUAGCUACACCCUGACGGAGGAGCUGGCUGAAUACGCCGAGAUCCGAGUCAAGUGAGACUUUGUCCCCCAACGACAGCGGCAGCUUCCACGGAUCUCCAAACAUUGGAACUGUAAUAGUCUAAUGACACCCCUCGCCAAGCCAGCUGGUCCAGCUAACCCUAUUGGUCCUCCUGAGAGGAGCCACCUCUGUCCACUGGCUUCAUCUGUAAACGUAUGUCACGAUGCUCCCGCUUUAAGAGCCCCACGUGUGGUUUCUGUUCCCUUCAGGACACAAACUGAAGAUCACGUUAAUGUAUAUUUAUGCACACUCCUAAGCUGCCCACUUUCCAACAUAUUAUUUCAGCCACACAAUCAGGGUGGUUACGAAACGGUAACAGGACGGCUGUACUCCACUUUUUGCAAUCUGUUUCCCCAGUCUACGUUUCCCUAAUCCACAUUUGUAAGGAACGGGAAGCUGUCGCU